AUGGAACUGAUUCUCAUCUGUUUCCAUCCUUUCCAUGUCAUCAGGCAGACGCUCGAGUCGGAGCUGCGACGGGCCGCAGCAGCUACAGUUCAGCUGGAGAGGGCCAAAGCUUGCCAGAAAGCCGUGGAAGAGGAGGCUAAGGAAGUUGAAGCGAAAAGGCAAAGAUCUCAAGCUGAGUUGAUGGCGCCCGCUGAAGCGGAUUCGGCUGAAGGGCAGCCACCAACGGAGCCCGAGGAAGCAUUGAGCGAGCAGAGCUGCGAAGCCUCUCGCGCCCUCGAGGUCGAGAAGCCGGAAAGGUCACAGAGCGAGGCGCUCUUUGCUGCGCCUGGCAAAGCCCAGCCCAUCCCUGGCAUGCGCUGCAGCAUUAAAACCCCCUUCCGCUGCAGCACGCGCCUGGCCGGAAAUUCCUCUUACGGUGCCUCCUCCCCAGGGCGCCUCGCGAGGCCCAGCUUUGGCCAACCCUUUCGGCCGCAAGUUCUCGUGACUCAGCUUCCUUCCCGAGGCAUGUGA
Messenger RNA from Symbiodinium sp. CCMP2592, 510 nucleotides. Lineage: Eukaryota; Dinophyceae; Suessiales; Symbiodiniaceae. The record is from the annotation of a GenBank genome assembly.